AUGUUGUUUCAAAAUAGUUCAAGCUCAAAAUCUUUUGAAGAAGAUCAAAACCAAGAAAUUGAUCAAAUGAUUGACGAAAUCAUCACUCAUCAUUUACCAAACACAUUUUCCCCUCGAGGUCCUAGACGUCAAACUAUGAAUGAUGGUGAAAGUCGUAUUCUAGCGGAUAGAAACCGUGAAGAAGGGCAUAACCGGUUGUUUAACGAUUACUUUGCGGUUAAUCCAGUGUAUUCAAAAAAGAAGUUUCGUCGAAGGUUUCGAAUGAGAAGACCAUUAUUUUGUCGAAUCAUGAACAAAGUGGUUGAAAACGAUAUUUUCAUGCAGCAGAGACGAAAUGCUGCUGGCAAGCUAGGGUUAUCAGGAUUGCAAAAAUGCACUGCAGCGAUCAGAAUGCUUGCGUAUGGUCUGGCUCCGGAUGGGGUUGAUGAAUAUGUAUGA
This is a messenger RNA of Spinacia oleracea (spinach), 438 nucleotides long. RefSeq lists its product as uncharacterized. The transcript has a single exon. The record is from RefSeq and is a predicted model, not a curated record. NCBI's taxonomy places the organism in Eukaryota, Viridiplantae, Streptophyta, Magnoliopsida, Caryophyllales, Amaranthaceae. Bases 1 to 438 code for a protein of 145 amino acids.